Messenger RNA from Dipodomys spectabilis (banner-tailed kangaroo rat), 3674 nucleotides. RefSeq names its product TRAF3 interacting protein 1 (gene Ift54). The transcript has 18 exons. The record is from RefSeq and is a predicted model, not a curated record. Lineage: Eukaryota; Metazoa; Chordata; Mammalia; Rodentia; Heteromyidae. Gene Ontology annotation, cellular component: axoneme; centrosome; intraciliary transport particle B. Gene Ontology annotation, biological process: intraciliary transport; cilium assembly; regulation of microtubule cytoskeleton organization. Bases 46 to 2148 code for a protein of 700 amino acids. Gene Ontology annotation, molecular function: microtubule binding.
GCCGACGGAGGGGCGCGGGCGGCCAGCCGCGCAGCAGGCGCCGCCAUGAACGCGGCGGUGGUGCGGCGGACGCAGGAGGCGCUGGGCAAGGUGAUCCGGAGGCCGCCGCUGACGGAGAAGCUGCUGAACAAGCCCCCGUUCCGCUACCUGCACGACAUCAUCACCGAGGUGAUUAGGAUGACUGGCUUCAUGAAGGGCCUUUACACAGAUGCCGAGAUGAAGUCAGACAAUGUCAAGGAUAAAGAUGCAAAAAUUAGCUUCUUACAGAAGGCCAUAGACGUGGUUGUGAUGGUUUCAGGAGAGCCCUUGUCAGUCAAACCAGCCCGCAUUGUGAUGGGAAUUGAGCCUGAAAGAACAAAUGAACUGCUUCAGACAAUUGGAAAGUGCUGUCUCAACAAGCUGUCUAGUGACGAUGCAGUGAAGAGGGUUUUAGCUGGAGAAAAGGCGGACAUGAGAGGAAGAGCCCCAAGGGCCUCUAAGUCUCAGGAGCCGGACAAUAAGAAUGUGAAGGAGGAAGAGUCCAGAGCGCAUAAAGAGGAUAAAAGAAACUCUGAAAUGAAGGAUGGAAGUACAAGCAGAGAGGGAAAACAUAAGGAAGAACUGAAAGAAGAAAGCAAAUCCAGGGAGAAGGAUAGGGACAAGGAGAAGAGCAAGGAGAACGGCAGAGACCGACAUGAGGAUCCCGACAAGGACAAAUACCGAGAAGGGGAGAGAGAGAAAAGCAGAAACAGGGCCAAGCAGGACAGAGACAGGGACAAAGACCGAGGGCACAAGGAUCGGGACCGCGAUGCAGACCGGGAGAAAGAGAGAGAGAGGAGGAGUGAGGGAGGGAAAGAAAAAGAGAGGUUGAAAGACAGGGACCGAGAACGUGACCGGGACAAGGGAAAAGACCGGGAGCGACGGAGAGUGAAAAACGGGGAGCACGCCAAGGACCACGAGCGUGACAAGAACAGAGAACAGGACAAACUGGAGAAAAAGUCAACAACAUCAGCAGAGGUGUCUAAAAAGUUGUCAGAUGCUUCUUUAAAAGACUGCAAAGCAGAAAUAGAGGUUGAAAUUUCCACCAGUACAGGGAAGUUGUCAAAAAACGCAAAACGGCGACCCAAAAAUGCUGUGGAAGCUAAGAAGGAACUUCCACUUUCAGCUAAAAUUUUAGACUCCACAGUGUGUGGAUUUAGUAAUGAACCAGAUCAGGAAACUACAGCUUCAGAAAUGGGUAAGAAAAAUGAGUUCUUUAUAGCUAAUACUAACUGGACUAGUAUUUCAGAUGAUAAUUCAACCAGUCGGUGGCGUGAGAGCAGUGAGGCAGCCCCGGCAGUAAAGCAGACAGGUGACUCCACCAGCGAUGCAGAUGGAGAAGCUGGACCUGCUUUACAAGAGAAGUCAGAGGUGUCAGAGACUGCUGAAAUCCCCAGUGAGCUUUCCUCCAGUGUCAGAAGAAUACCUCGGCCUGGGAGUGCACGGCCUGCACCUCCCCGGGUUAAACGACAGGAGAGCAUGGAGACACUGCCAACAGACAGGUCAGGGAGUGGCAAAACCGUCUCAAAUGUCAUAAUAGACUCACAGAAUUCUGACAAUGAAGAUGACGAGCAGUUUGUGGUAGAAGCUGCCCCUCAGCUCUCAGAAAUGUCAGAAAUUGAAAUGGGGUCAGCAAUGGAACUAGAGGACAAUGAGAAACAUGGUGGCCUUGUGAAAAAAAUUCUGGAGACCAAGAAAGAUUAUGAGAAAUUGCAGCAGGCGUGCAAGUCUGGCGAGAAGGAGAAAUCGCUUGUCUUUGAAUCUGCGUGGAAGAAGGAGAAAGACAUUGUUUCUAAGGAGAUAGAGAAGCUGCGCAUGUCUAUCCAGACCCUAUGCAAAAGUGCCCUUCCCCUGGGCAAGAUCAUGGACUACAUCCAGGAGGACGUGGAUGCCAUGCAGAAUGAGCUGCAGCUGUGGCGCAGCGAGAACAAGCAGCAUGCCGAGGCCCUACAGAAGGAGCAGAGGAUCACAGACUGUGCCGUGGAGCCCCUGAAGGUCGAGCUGGCCGAGCUUGAGCAACAGAUUAAAGACCAGCAGGACAAGAUCUGUGCAGUAAAGGCCAACAUCCUGAGGAAUGAGGAGAAAAUCCAGAAGAUGGUCUAUAGCAUCAAUUUGACCUCUCGAAGGUGAACACUUGCUUGUGAAGGAGAAGUCAUCCCUGUGUAGGAGUACAGAGGAGGAUAGGAAGUUAGACCUCUAGCUCCCAGUGUGCUAAGAAAACAGACUGUUCUCAGUGCCACUCCUCAUCCAGCUAAGUUCCAGAGCUUCAAAACGAAGGCAAAUUAAGUGAAUUAAAACUGUUUUCUUACCUCUUUCCAGCUGGAAUACUUGCUAGUUAUAAAUAGCUCUUCAAAAUGCCUUUGUGAGUCUGGUUUUUGCAACCUCUUGUCUGUGUUUCUGCUGCAGCCUGUUUAGCUCUGUGCCAGACUUUGCCAGCAGGUAAGUGAUGUACACCCAGCAAGGAAACAGCAGCCCUUUGUUUCCAGUCUGCUGAAAGGACUUCGUACCUCAGCACAGAACGAAGAAUGGCUGUGUGCUUUCUGAUAGGUACUUUAUAAAUACAAUAUGACCUAAGAAUUAUUACAUUUUACUUUGAUUUUCCAUUUGAAAAGGGUUAAUUUCAGCCUGUAUCCUCAUGAGGAACAUAAGAACUGUUAAGGGUUCUUCUCCCCUCCUUCCUUUAUAAUUGAAUCUACUUGUAUAUGUAGUUACCUCAUUGGCCCCUGUUACCAUACGCUUGCCUUUCUAGCACUUGUCAUUGGCAAACUGAUUGACAAACUGACGAUGGGCAGCAUCUGACAUGUAAGCACAUCCUCGCUUUCUUCAGCAGCUGCCUGUGCUGUCUGCAGACAGCUCCUGACAGAGCCCCUGGAGGGGUUCUGUAGAAGACAGUGGCUUUGGUCCUCUUCCUUUUGCACAGAUGUGUGUACCUGAGACCCAGAACUUAGUAGAAACCACAUAAGGAGGAGCUAAGAGGAUGAUCUGAUUCAUUUUUUUAUGUAACUUACUUUUUAUUAAAUGGUAUUUUUUAGUGAAACAUCUAAUUUUCACUUACAUAUAAUACUGUUGUAAAUACUUGUCAGGUUUUACAUUAUUGUAUGAAGGGUGUCAUUGUUGAGAGACAUGUGGAUCUAGGUUCUAAUCCUUGUGUUUCUGAAUUUCAUCUUUAUUCUGUGGCCUGGGGCCAUGUUAAGCUAAUUGCCUGAGAAGGUUUUGUUUCUUUGCAGAUCAGCACAGAUGGCUUGGUUGCGUUUUGUUAGUGCAUUUGCAGAAUGAAUCCUUAGUAAGGUGGUGACGGGGCUUCCAAAGCUGGGCAGUUUGGAUGUGCCAUUCCUAAAUGUGCAGGCUUCUCCCUCCGCAAGAGCAUGUGAAGUUCUGUGGGGUCUGUUUGGGGGAGAACGGCUGUUAUUAACCAGCCCUUAGUUAUAUUGGAAAUCUCUUCUCUACUCUGUGGAUGACUUUACCACAACCCUGUGUAGACUCUUCUGAUAAAUGUCCUUUAUGAAUUGGAAUUUAUAAAUAGAAUUUUUGUGUUGCAAAAAAUUAUAUACAUUGUAUGAGAGUAAAAUUUUGUAUGAAUAGUCUACUAAAUUGUAUGAUAAAGUUUAUUUUUCUUUUAUAUAUGUCAUUAAAAUAAUCAGCUAUUUUUUCUAAAA